AUGUACGAAAAAAAGGCACUGGAACUUCAAGGAUAUCAUAUCUCAAUCGUUGAUUUAAAUCGAAUUAUCACUAGUCUUCUUAUCAAACUCAACGAUCGAUUGCAACAUAAUUAUUUUGGCUAUCAAACGAAAAAAUUGUUGAAUUCAUUGGUCGAUUCAGAACGAGAAAAACUGAAUCAGUCAUUCAUUGAUUAUAUUUCAACUUUAAUCAAAUACAUUGAGAAGUUUUACAGCGAGCAGAAGGAGUUAGCAGAAUUGACAGCAAUUUUUGGAUUUUGCGACCUUAAUCAAAUUAAAUUUCAUCAAAUUGAAAAAUGCAUUGAUUUUCUCCGGAUGGAUAUUGAUCGUGAUAAACUAUUCGAUGAAAUGAGUAUUUUACAAUCGAAAUUCAAAGAAUUGAACUCAUACCGUGAGUCAUUGAGUCGUCAAAUUAGCCAAUAUAUCAAUAAUGAUGCUCGUAGUGUUUAUGAAGAAUUCAACAAUGACUUAUGCAACGAGUCCCAUGAUGAAGAUAAUCUCAUUCACAAACCGACGACCGAAAAUCAUGAAAGAGAAAUGGAAUUUCGGUCUGAUCAAUUUUGGUCUUUUCUUCUUGCAAAGUCGAAACCAAUGUGUAUUGAAAUGCACAAAAUUAUUUCUUAUGUGUACUCAAUUCCUUGCUCGAAUGCAUUUGUCGAAGGCGUUUUUAGUCAUAUGAAAAGCGCAUGGACAGCCAGUCGCAAUUCGAUGGUGAAUGAAACGAUAGCUGCUGAAUUGAAAAUCAGAUUGAAUAGUACUAUGGCAUGUGAAGAUUUUUUUUCUUUUGCUCA
Messenger RNA from Rotaria socialis, 809 nucleotides. The record is from the annotation of a GenBank genome assembly. Lineage: Eukaryota; Metazoa; Rotifera; Eurotatoria; Philodinida; Philodinidae.